UGGUCACGUGCUGGUUUCAACUUCCUGUUUACCACCUGUUCCUUGAGACAGUUCACGGAUUGCAACACUCCCAACAGUCGUGUGCUUUUUGAUCAAGACUAAUAAAUACGCUUUUGAAUCGCUGCUGCUACGGAUUUAAUCGUUUUGGAACGGUUAAUAUUUUUUUUGUCAUUACUGGGGAAGAGGAGAGGAAAUGAAUAAAUGACAGAGGAAACGUGACUAGGCCAGGAGUCCUCGCGAUUUCCUGAGUCAGGCGCCCGGAGUAUUCAUCUGUCAACAAACGGCUCAAUACAAAACAUACGAGUGAUGAGGGCAAGGACUAAAAACCAGUCAGCAUUCAUUUUUAUAGACAAAACGUUUAGUAAUGUGUUGGAUUUAACUUUAAGUGUGGAUACUUCCUAACAUUAUUUAACUUACGUUAGCUACUUUAGCUAGCCAACCAAAUCCACCACCACUAGCUUAGCCACGUAAACAAAUUACUAUACAUUCUGCUUGCCUGGCAAGUUUUACUAGGAAGGGUUAGCUAGCCUGCUGGCUGGUUAAUACAUCCUUGUUUCUAGAGGGUACCAGCACAGCGGUGCCCUGAAUUCGGGGAGAAUACCCGGCUCCGGCCCUUUCAAGCGGGCAGUCAGGAAGAAACUGUCUGGGAAGGGAUGGCCUGGUGGGUCUUCCCGUUCCCAAGGUGCUGCGGUGUUUGAGUGCGGAAGAGUUCGGAUAGAACCCACGGUGGGUCUCGGCACGAUGAUGGCUGCAUUCCCUUCCGUGUCUGGGAGUCUCACGGCCUCCGGGCUAAUGAUAUCAGGAAGAAAGACUGAGGAAAUAGCGGAUUUGAUAGAUUUGUUUUCGAAGACACAGUACAGAGCGAAAGAAGUCACGCCACGGGUUGAGACGAUAGAGAAGCGUUGCUUGGAGCUCUUUGGCCGAGACUACAAGUACAGCGUCAUCCACAACGCCAACGGGGAGGUGUGUGGCCACUACCCCCGACAGAUGGUCUUCCUGGAGUAUGAAUGUACAGAGCUCCAUAAAGACGGGUUUGAGAGCACAGUCCAGAUCACCAAGCUGCAGGAUCUGGUGAACCGCAGUAAGAUGGCCCGCUGCAGAGGGAGGUUUGUCUGCCCUGUCAUCCUCUACAAUGGCAAACAUAUCUGUCGAUCAUCCACUCUGGCAGGCUGGGGGGAGCUAUAUGGGCGCACAGGCUACAACUACAUCUUCUCAGGGGGGAUUGAUGACACAUGGGGGGGGGGGGCUGAGCCAGAGGUUCCAGAGGAUGACAGUGCCAGCAACGGGGACUCUCAGCUCUUUGACAAGGUGCGGGGUCUGGACAUCAAGCUGCUGCGCUACCUCUCUGUGCGCUACAUCUGUGACCUCAUGGUGGAGAACAAGAAGGUCAAGUUUGGCCUAAAUGUCACCUCGUCUGAGAAGGUGGAUAAGGCCCAACGCUAUGCAGACUUCACCCUGCUCUCUGUGCCUUACCCAGGGUGUGAGUUCUUUAAGGACUACAAAGAUAGAGACUACACCGCUGAGGGACUAGUAUUCAACUGGAAUCAGGAUUUUGUGGAUGCUCCGUUGACAAUCCCUGUGUGCUUUACCAAGAACUUGAAUAUAGACUGGAGUAAAUAUCAGUCUUGGGACCUGGUCCAGCAGACCCAGAACUACCUGAAGCUGUUGCUUCACAUCAUCAACAGCGACGAUGAGAGCGGUCUCCUCGUGCACUGCAUAUCCGGUUGGGACCGGACACCUCUCUUCGUGUCCCUCCUGCGUCUCUCGCUGUGGGCAUCAUAUGCUACCUGAUCGCCUCAGCAAAGGAGAGGAGAUUUUCUUUUUUUGCUUCAAUUUUUUGAAGCACAUUGUCUCAGAGAAGUUCUCUGCCAUGAAGAAACCGAGUUUCCACAGAAGGAAAAACUCUCAUUUCAAAGACACUGAUUUCACAGUGGACGACCUCUGCCAGUUGAAGUCCAGGGACCGGGGCAGCGUGACCAGUCUGAGCAGUGACUUCUCUCUGAUCACAGAGGACGUGGGCGGAGCCACUUGCCUCACCAACGACGCCGUGGACCUGUUUUCCGGCCAGCCCCUGGCAGCCUCCAGCUGGAGGAAGGGACGCAACUCAUCCCCACAGACGGUGCUGUGGAACCGGCCCAACCCCCUGCAGGAGCGGCUGGCCCACCCCCUCAGUCAAGAAGCCAAGUCCUCCAGCUCGUCCACCUCCAACCAAUCAGAGCCGGGUUUUACGCACGCCGGCAGCAGUCCUAUGUCUGUGCCCGGGAGAAGGCUGGCGGCAGAGUACGCCCGCUCAGGCUCCUCCCUCUCCACGGACUACGGCAGCUGGCAGAUCGUGUCAGGCUGCGGCUCCAUCCACGACCGCGGACAGUUCCUGCCAAUCCCCACUGCCACCAACGACUUUCCCCUCCCCUUUAUCUUCCAGGACGAGGGGCCCAGCGGACGCAUUUGCCCGUCCCCUUCGGAGCGUCAGGCUCGUCUGGAGACGGUGAGGGAGUUGUUCCUGGCUGCCUACAGCUCCACCGUGGGCCUCAAGUCUAGUGCGCCCAGCCCCUCCGGUGCCAUCUCAGGCCUCCUGGAGCAGUUUGCCCGUGGCGUGGGCCUCCGGGGCACCAACAGCAUCGUCUGAUCUAGGGUCAGGUCUCCCCACCCCAAAUGUGAACUCUGGGCCCGUAAUCAUUGUAUUCAUAAAGUUCUCAGAGUAGGAAUGCUGAUAUAGGAUCAGUUUUUCCUGUUAGAUCAUAUGGACAGGAAGUCCUGAUUCUAGAUCAGCACUCCUACUGUGAGGCUCUUUGUGACUAUGGGCCCUGACCCCCGCCCCUCCUCCCUCCCACUAAAUCCCGUCCUAUUGAAUUGCGGUCCACAAUCCGCAUUCAUCUCCAUCGAGGGAAGAAACAUAUCGUAUGGACUCUAAUAAAAAUAAAAAGUGCCAAACUUCUCUA
This is a messenger RNA of Salvelinus fontinalis (brook trout), 2939 nucleotides long. Its product is annotated as myotubularin-related protein 14-like. Gene Ontology annotation, biological process: dephosphorylation. The record is from RefSeq and is a predicted model, not a curated record. NCBI's taxonomy places the organism in Eukaryota, Metazoa, Chordata, Actinopteri, Salmoniformes, Salmonidae. Gene Ontology annotation, molecular function: phosphatidylinositol-3-phosphate phosphatase activity.